AUGUCAUUCUCUACCAUUGCACCCCCUUUGUCCUCCAUUGAGAACUUCGAGAAAGCGGAGUAUCACAAUGUCGUUUACGCUAAGGACCUAGUAUGGUUCUUCUCCAGAAACUUUGUUCAACAACCUACGUUCAAUUGGGGCCAACGAGUUACUUUCAUUGGUGGCUAUGCUGUUUCUUUCGAUACUGUUGAGAAGAAAUGGAAUACUCCUGUGCAGUUUCCUGCUGUAUUGAAUGAAGAAAACGCGACCGAAAACGUUUUCGAGCACAAAGGAGAAAUUUAUUUGCUCUUGGGAGCUGCAUUCGGAGGUGUAGAGUUCAAAUCGCUUCAUAAGUGGACUGGAGAAAAAUGGCAGCAGCUUGUUCUUAAGGCGCCAGCAAAAAAAAUAAGUGAAGAUGAAAAAAGUCAAGCGGAGUAUAUUACUGCAGUCAGUCGACCAGGCAGUCAUCAUACUACCAUUGUAGUAGGAAUGAACAGAGUUUAUCACGCAUACCGGCUUACCAUAAGCGAGAAUGCUGCUGAGAUUGAUUAUCAAGCAGAAUCCCCUAUGGAAGGAUUCAUGCCUGGUUUGCCAAUCGCAGCACUUCAAGGAAACGGCAAGGUGUUCAUCAGCUAUGGAGUUUUCGGAUGUGGGUUUAUGUGGGAAACAUAUAAACUGAUUAAGUUCGAUGAAGAGACGAAAACUUUCGAAAUCAUUCAGGUGGCAGAUGCUGAAGCGAGGAGUGGACCACCAUUUUUCUCUAGAGCUGAUUACGUGGGAACUAAUGCAAGUGGUGACUUUUUACAUUUGACAGGAUCUGUACGCGUGGGAAUGAGCGGUUCAGAACACAAUGGUUCACUAUAUGCCAUAACAGGAUUAUCCAAUGGUAACCAACAAUGGACGAAACUAAGCCUUGAAGCUCCACAAGGUCUCGAUGGAAUUGCCGUAAAUUCUGAGACAAACGAUAUUUUUGCUUUCAAUUCUGAACAUGCGUAUCAUGGCAAACUAAGUAUCUAA
This is a messenger RNA of Auanema sp. JU1783, 996 nucleotides long. The record is from the annotation of a GenBank genome assembly. Lineage: Eukaryota; Metazoa; Nematoda; Chromadorea; Rhabditida; Rhabditidae.